Dissoconium aciculare CBS 342.82 is the source of this 450-nucleotide messenger RNA. RefSeq lists its product as uncharacterized. Gene Ontology annotation, cellular component: SAGA complex; SLIK (SAGA-like) complex; transcription factor TFIID complex. Gene Ontology annotation, biological process: RNA polymerase II preinitiation complex assembly; DNA-templated transcription initiation. Lineage: Eukaryota; Fungi; Ascomycota; Dothideomycetes; Mycosphaerellales; Dissoconiaceae. The transcript has a single exon. Gene Ontology annotation, molecular function: DNA binding; TBP-class protein binding; protein heterodimerization activity. The record is from RefSeq and is a predicted model, not a curated record. Bases 1 to 450 code for a protein of 149 amino acids.
AUGCAACAACCCAGCAUCCAGCGUGCCCCGCCAUACGUCCUCGAAGGCGAGGGCGACCACGUCCUCUCGAAGCGCAAACUCGACGAACUCGUCCGCCAAGUCACCGGCUCCGCCCCAACGACCAGCAGCAGCAUCAACAAAACCAACAAGGACGACGUGCUCCCCACCAGCAUCCUCGACCCGGACGUCGAGGAAUCCAUCCUUCAGGUCGCUGACGAUUUCGUCGACAACGUCAUCACCGCCGCCUGCCGUCUCGCCAAGCUCCGCCCUAACCAGACGUUGGACAUUAGGGAUGUGCAGCUCGUCCUCGAGAGAAACUACGGCAUCCGCAUACCGGGAUACUCGCUCGACGAGGUACGCACGGUGCGUAAAUUCCAACCGGCGCCCGGUUGGCAGACGAAGAUGCAAGCGGUGCAGGCCGGGAAAGUCAUGGGUAGCCGGGAGCCGUGA